Molecule: messenger RNA, 1224 nt
Organism: Symbiodinium pilosum
Lineage: Eukaryota; Dinophyceae; Suessiales; Symbiodiniaceae
Source: the annotation of a GenBank genome assembly
GCUGAAGCGGGCAAGCCGGAAAGUUCUCCUUACCACUUUCGUUUGGGGGCAGAGCUGGGCUACGCUGCUCCCAUCCUUUGUGGCAUGGAUGCACAGACUGCGGUUGCCGACGGUGGUGGUAGCAAUGGGAGAGCUAGUCAGCAGCGCAACAUGGAGGACUCGAAUCAGGAGCUAGGCUCGAUACUUCAGCGGCAUGCCAUGGUGCAUCUACUUCUCCACCUCGGCAUAGAUGUGGUUGCCUUCGACUUUGACACCUUCUUGUUUGAAGAUCCGCGUCACCAUCUGGAAACGAUGGCGGGGACUUUGCAGGCAGAUGUUCUAGUAGCGCGGCAUCUGGAUGCGGACUGUUUGAACAUGGGUCUCCUAUAUGUCCGUUCCUCGAGACGGACAGCAGAAUGGUACACAAGGUAUUUCUCCUGGUUGCACUUGCACCCGUACGAGAGAGAACAGCGUGGCCUGAAUUCGCUGCUCAACUUCACUUCUCAAGAAGUAUCCUUCCGGCCACAGGUGCCAGAACUGGUAUCUGCAGCAGUGGAUGACUCCAAUGAAUUUGUCAGCAGCCGUGGUGGCUGGCUCGGUGAUUGGUCGAAGCUGAAGUUCUUCCACUGGGUGAACCCUGCUGAGACCCGUUCGAACUGGCCUAGUCUGAAGCUUGCCGACAUAGCUGCCUUGUAUGAAGCGGCGCUUCAUCACGAGACUGAACUGGCCCUGCAUGGCAUGUCUUUGGGCAAAAUGUUGGGAGCAGCCUCUGGACAUGUGGCUGCUGCGAAGAUGAUGCGUGCCAUCCUAAGUGACUUCAUCGUGGCGGAGCGGCCGUGCGUGUUACUGAUCCUGGAUGAUCUGGUACCCACAAACUGGCCUAGACUGCCAAGGCGAAUGGUAUGUGCUGGUGUUACCGGAGAUGUUGAGAGCAUCAUCCGAUUCCUACAUCGAAUUGCAGCAGUGCUGGACACAUCUAAACCGGAUUCGUUCGGAUUGCUGCACGGUGCGUGGACAAACGGGACGCAGGUUGAGGUGGAGCAGCUACAUCGGCAGCUCACAGAAGCCGCGCAGGUCUACAACGACCGCCGGAGAGCAGCGGGGGGCUUGCCACUCCAUGCAGCUUGUGUACUUUGGCGGACUGCAGCAACUCAAUACUGGCUGCAGUGCGAUGGCAUUGUUCUCUUCCAGCCUGGCAGCGCAGCAGACCCCUACAGGGCUUAUGGCCGGAUGCUCAAUGAUUGA